GGACUGUAGAAUCUUUGACGUGGCAACAACAUCAGCGCAUGUUCUCCACUCGAGGAGGUCGGCCUGGACUUGUGCGCUGUCUUUGUGUUUAGCUGGCACCCCCCCUCAACCAGACAGCCCUUGCGGUCUCGUCGAAUCCUGAGCCCAUUUCCGGGCAUAUGUGCGGCUGUCCUUCCCUAUACGACAGCUUGAAAGUUUGCAAGUCUUUUUAUUCUGGACAAAUACGUAGGAGUGGGAAGCUUACAAUCGCAGUUCCAAGUCUCCGCCGUGCCAACCCUCUCUCUGUUGUCUUAAGCACAGACCAGCUGCCGUUGUCUUGCGCCGGCACGGGAGCGGUUCUUUUGGACCGCUUUUGCCCAGGAAGGGAAGUCUGUUUCCAGAACGUAUUUUUUACCGGCGUUUUCAAAAUGCACACCGAGUACAGCGCCCAGCAGGCGGAUCGCUCCGUCCCGUCCUCGUCUUCCUUGUACCAGCACUACUGUCAGGAACUCGACUCGGAGCUGUCGCGUUACUCCCUCGACGCACUCCAGCAGCGUCAGCAAGAGUUGCAGCACGAGUUGGACCUCAUGGAUGAACGCGAGAAAAGUCAGUCUCUCUCUGCGCAGGCUGAACUGAAUAGAGAAACCGAGAAGAGGCAGCAGGCGUUUUACUCAACUCAAGGACAGCUAUCUCAGACGUAUCACAACCACCAGCCGCUGCGUGAGCAGCUUUCCGAACCGCAGUUUUUUGCUCGCGAGAACCAGCCCCAGCCCCGGCAAGACCACAUAGAGCGACAAGAACGUUAUUGCCAAAGUCCGCAGGAAGCCACAGUGCGUCAGAGUCCCCAUGUACCGGAACCCGCGGAGAAAACACCGGCAGAACAGAGUGGAACAGCAAACGGACACCCAAAUAUCUUCGACAACCAAGUGCUUGAGGAACUCCGUCGCACCGGCAGAGCCGUCGUCCACACCACCGCUGGAACUUACGUCUUCUCCCCGUCAGAAGACGGCCAGACCAUUCACUGCGCUGUCUACCCACCCGGCACCUUUGACUCUCAAGAACAGAGAGAGCCACCGAUGCUCGGCGCGCCAACAGCCGCGGAGCCCCCCGUUCUGGACCCGUUGAGAGCCGCUCCUGCGAGUCGUUUUUACCCGCAAGAAUCCCCAGAGGCACAGUUCCAGAAAGAGCGACCGGUGGUCCCUUCGUCAAUUGGAAUGGGGGAAGCCACCAAAGGCUACACAUCGCACCCUAUUGGGCGUGACGAGGAAUUUGCACAGAGGAGAUGGGAGCAGACACAACUGCACAGCAACAACGCAAAUGCAGGAACGUCGAAUCAGCAUUUCAACCAGCACGUUCUUAUUCCGAAUUCCCAACAGGUGCAAGACAACGCUCCCAAGCUGGUUGAGUUCUGCAUUGACGCCUUGGAGUCCGUUGGACGUCCACUUUGCGAACAAGGAAGCUACGUGUCAGUAGCGGCUUACGUUCACACUGUCGAAGAAAACAAGCCCCACCUGAAAACAAUCCCUGUACCCAUCGACGCAUCCGGAUGCGUGAACUUUGGGGGAGCACCUCUCCAAAUGAUAUGGAGAGGCGAGGAGUUUGUGCACAUGAAGGUUUACCAAGAGAGGCAAUACGAGGCGAUGGGAGAAGCCGUGGGGUUCAUCAAACUCCAGUUUGCAACGUUGAAUGCAGAGAACGCACCGAUGAAAGUAAUGCUGGUGGGAAAGGAGAACGAACCUAACGGCUUCCUAAUUCUUCGAUUUUCAAUCUUGGGUUCGCUGACGUCCGCAACUAGCCAGUCUCAAGGUCCCGUCGCUGUGCCUGCACUGGCCGUUCCUCAACUGGGCAGGAGUGCUGGCAUGUCUCCCGCCGAAACGUACUCUCUACGAGACAGCCUUCCCUACGGCACAAGCACUUACACUGCCACCCACUCGCUGCAGAGUUCUGCGGGGCCAGGCAAUCAACUGCCCACUCUUCCCGUUGGCUUUCUUGGGCACCAGACGCCUGAGCACCAGGGGGACUACCUGCCCCAGCACCGCGGAUCCCAGUUUGCCGCUUACGCUUCUUUGACAGAUGCGCGUGGUCGUGGCUACCCGCAAGAAGCAGGUUGUCCCGAUGGACGUGGCAUUGACAGAAAUGCACCGAUCGAUGGCAUUUCGAACCGUGACGUAGAAAUCCAAGGUCAAUGGGAAGGUGCAGACGUGCAGGCGCGUGCCUCCCCUCAAGCACACCGCGGUGCGUCCUUGCGCAUGGCGUUGCCUUCUCCCACUUCUGUUUCUUUCCCGCAUGGCGGUCGUACUGAGGUUGACACCUCAGGCAAGGAGAAGCGUGUUGUGCCAAAGAAAGCGGCGGCAAAAUCCGCUCAGAACGGUUCGAAACCAGGUGUUGGUCGGAGAUCACUUCUCCAGCGCUGGGGCCGCGGAUGGUGCUGCGAGAUGAGCACCGGCGCCGAUCUCAACUGACGGAAACUGAAUUCUUUUUAUCAGCAAGGGCAAGUUUGCCCAGCAAGGAGAAAACUCGUUGUGUGUUUACGUAUGGCAUUGACCCGGUGGAUGUUUGUCCAAGCAGUGAAGUUGCUGCGGCAAGCGGCGGCUUGUCUAUGGGAGUGCCCAAGGUGGUUAUCCCAUUCCUUGGAUCUUGUCGAUUUUUUCUGUCAACUGCGUACCCGUGAGCCGGUCCGAUUAACUGACGCGCACUCAAACCUGCUUUUAUGCUCCCUGUGCGACGCACGGCAGUGAAUAUGCCCCCUUCGAUCUGGAGGUGCCGGCCUCACUUGUCUGACUAAACAAACUGGUGCCUGUAUGUGUUUAAGAGAUAUUCUGACACCGUUACUCGCCGACGUAAGGAACGAUUACGAAAAUACGCAUCUUGUCACAGACGGAGGAACCGGACCCGAGCACAGAUGGCCCCGAUGGUUAGUACGGGC
Messenger RNA from Toxoplasma gondii ME49, 2905 nucleotides. RefSeq lists its product as hypothetical. Lineage: Eukaryota; Apicomplexa; Conoidasida; Eucoccidiorida; Sarcocystidae. The transcript has 9 exons. The record is from RefSeq and is a predicted model, not a curated record. Bases 159 to 2441 code for a protein of 760 amino acids.